Ipomoea nil (Japanese morning glory) is the source of this 618-nucleotide messenger RNA. RefSeq lists its product as uncharacterized. Gene Ontology annotation, molecular function: catalytic activity. Bases 1 to 618 code for a protein of 205 amino acids. The record is from RefSeq and is a predicted model, not a curated record. Lineage: Eukaryota; Viridiplantae; Streptophyta; Magnoliopsida; Solanales; Convolvulaceae. The transcript has 2 exons.
AUGAUUAGCUUGAUUUGGAACUGUCAAGGGGCGGCGUCGGGAGCAUUUCGCCGCACCUUCAACCAGUUUGUUAGGUUGCAUAAACCAGCCAUAGUCUGCCUCUUAGAACCAAAGGUGUCAGGAAGCCAGGCAAAUGGCAUUUGUUCAUGUUUUGGUUUUUCUGAAUGGGUUAGGAUAGAGGCUAUUGGGUUUUCCGGGGGAAUUUGGCUCUUGUCGGUUGUUUAUGGCAGCCCCAACAUGCAAUUGCGCAGGAAGCUAUUUGCAGAUUUAUCUAGUCAAGAUCUUGGUUUGCAAGGACCUUGGUUAUCGGUAGGAGAUUUCAACUCGGUCUUAAAGAAGGAGGAAGUAAGCAACUCGGACACAUUCAAUACAGCAAGGUGCACUGACUUCUCCGAUUGGAUCUUUAGAGAAGGUUUAAUCGAUCUCGGCUUUACGGGGUCACCCUUCACCUGGAUGAGAGGUAUUAAUACAACAACCUUCAAAGGGGCAAGAUUGGAUAGAGCUCUAGCAAAUGGGGAUUGGAGGAUAAGAUUCCCGGAAGCGCGAGUAGAGCAUCUCCCGAUGAUAGCCUCCGAUCACUGCCCGCUACUGAUAGACACAUGUGCUUCUUCCUUAUAG